UCUCUCUCUCUCUUUCUCUCUCUCUCUCUCUCUCUAUCUCUAUCUGUGUGUGUGUAUUUCACAUGUGUAUGAGUGAAUGUGUUUGUGUGUUUCACAUUAAACAUUUCCAGGCAUGGGCGAAUCGAGUCUAUUGUAGUGCCAAAGGACCAGUAUUUCCAGAGGAACCGGGAAAAGCUAAAAGUAAACAGCAAUCAAAUAAAAAAUCAGAGGUGUGUGAAAACCCAGUGUGUUCUGCAGACAGACAGUCAGAGUGUCCUGAGGAAUCAAGUGAAAAUGAAAGUAAAAAACGAACAGAUGCUGAAUCAGAAGUAUUUGAAAACAGAGACUACUUGACAGCUAGCGGACCAGUCUGUCCUAGCACAUCAGAUGAAAGUGAAGAAAAAACAUCUGCAGAAUCAAAGAUGUUUGAAAACAGAGACUAUUUGACAGUCAGAGGACCAGUCUGUCCUGACACAUCUGAUAAAAGUGAAGAAUCAAGUUAUGCAGAAUCAAAGGUAUUUGAAAACAGAGACUACUUCAGAGACUACUUGAUAGUUAAAGGUCCAGUCUGUCCUGAUGUAUCAGAUGAAACUGAAGACCAAACAAAGGCAGAGUCAAAGGUGUAUCAAAACAGAGACUACUUGAUAGUCAAAGGACCAGUCAGUCCAGACACAUGGGAUGAAAAUGAAGAGCAAAUGGAUUCAGAAUCAGAGGUAUUUGAAAACAGAGACUACUUCAGAGACUACUUGAUAGUUAAAGGUCCAGUCUGUCCUGACAUAUCAGAUGAAACUGAAGACCAAACAAAGGCAGAAUCAAAGCUGUUUGAAGACAGAGAUUACAUGGACUGCUUGAUAGUCAGAGGGCCAGUCUGUCCAGACAUAUCAGAUGAAAGUGAAGAACAAACAAAUGCAGAAUCAGAGGUGUUUGAAAACAGAGACUACAGAGACUACUUGAUAGUCAGAGGGCCAGUCUCUCCUGAUUUACCAGAUGAAAUUGAAUGUGAAGAACAACCUGUUACUGACUCAGGAGAAGUUCCAUCCUUAAGUUCUGCUGUUUUUCAGUUAAGUUCAGGAGAAGUGGGCCCUGGGGCUUCCAAAGAUGGUGACUAUAAGAAUCCAGAAUACUACUCAUACCAUAAGACAUCUUACUAUGAAGCUCAUCUUGAAAUGCUGAAAUAUCGACAACCACAGCCUUCAAACCGUUCACGCUGAAUGUACAGUACAACUUGAGAAAGCUUAUUACCUCAGUAUCACAAAGAAAAUAAUUAAAUUGGAAUCAGCUCUUCACAACAACAUUAAAUAAGCAUAAUAUGAAAAAUAACAUUUACAACAAAUAUAAAUGAUUGCAUAAUACAUUUCUCUUCUGUUGUU
Schistocerca nitens (vagrant locust) is the source of this 1349-nucleotide messenger RNA. RefSeq lists its product as uncharacterized. Gene Ontology annotation, cellular component: mitochondrion. Lineage: Eukaryota; Metazoa; Arthropoda; Insecta; Orthoptera; Acrididae. The record is from RefSeq and is a predicted model, not a curated record. The transcript has 10 exons. Bases 63 to 1190 code for a protein of 375 amino acids.